UUCAGGCUUCGGCUCAGAUCCAUCGUGCCAACUAUUCCUCUGCUGCUGUGCCUAGGACAAAACUCUUCAUAAAUGGGCAAUUUGUGGAUUCAGAGACCUCAGACUGGAUUGAUAUUCACAACCCGGCCACCAAUGAGGUGAUUGGACGGGUUCCCCAGGCCACUCAGAGGGAAAUGGAAGCUGCAGCAAAAUCCUGUGAAAAAGCAUUUCCUGCUUGGUCAGAAACCUCUAUCCUCAACAGACAACAGAUCUUCCUGCGCUACCAGCAGCUCAUCAAAGAUAACCUGAAAGAGCUGGCUCGUCUGAUCACACUGGAGCAGGGGAAAAACUCUAGCUGAUGCUGAGGGAGACGUAUUUCGUGGACUACAGGUGGUGGAGCACGCCUGUAGUGUGACCUCGCUGAUGCUUGGCGAGACACUCCCUUCCCUCACAAAGGACAUGGACACUUACACCUUCCGCAUCCCCCUGGGUGUCUGUGCUGGCAUUGCACCCUUUAAUUUCCCUGCCAUGAUCCCUCUGUGGAUGUUUCCAAUGGGAAUGGUAUGUGGGAAUACUUACCUUAUGAAACCUUCUGAGCGGGUUCCUGGUGCCACAAUGCUUCUUGCACGUUUGUUACAAGAUUCUGGAGCUCCUGAUGGGACACUGAACAUUAUUCAUGGGCAACAUGCAGCUGUAAAUUUUGUCUGUGACCAUCCAGCAAUUCGGGCAAUCAGCUUUGUUGGCUCUAACCAGGCUGGUGAAUACAUUUAUGAGAGGGGCUCAAAAAAUGGAAAGCGAGUCCAGUCCAACAUGGGGGCCAAGAACCAUGGGGUCAUCAUGCCAGAUGCUAAUAAAGAGAGCACCUUGAAUCAGUUAGUGGGAGCGGCUUUUGGUGCAGCCGGACAACGGUGUAUGGCGUUAUCAACCGCUGUUCUGGUUGGGGAGGCCAAGAAAUGGCUUCCAGAACUGGUGGAAAGGGCAAAGAAGUUGAGAGUAAAUGCUGGGGACCAGCCUGGGGCCGAUUUGGGGCCGCUGAUUAGUAAAACGGCGAAGCAGAGAGUGUGCAGCCUGGUAGAAAGUGGUGUAAAGGAGGGUGCCACUUUGCUGCUGGAUGGCAGAGAAGUCAAAGUAAAGGGCUAUGAGGAUGGCAACUUUGUAGGACCAACUAUCCUGUCCAAUGUGACGCCAGACAUGACCUGCUACAAGGAAGAAAUCUUUGGCCCAGUUCUGGUUGUACUAGAAGCAGAAAACUUGGAUGACGCAAUUAAUAUUGUAAAUGACAAUCCUUAUGGCAAUGGCACAGCCAUCUUUACUACAAAUGGAGCCACAGCACGGAAGUACACUCACCUUGUAGAUGUGGGCCAGGUGGGUGUCAAUGUUCCUAUCCCUGUGCCUCUGCCAAUGUUCUCAUUCACCGGAUCUCGAGCUUCAUUCAGGGGUGACACCAAUUUCUAUGGGAAGCAGGGGAUUUAUUUCUACACCCAACUUAAAACUGUCACCUCUCAGUGGAAGGAAGAAGAUGCUACAGUAACCAGCCCAGCUGUGGUGAUGCCAACAAUGGGUCGUUCAUAA
Staurois parvus is the source of this 1551-nucleotide messenger RNA. The record is from the annotation of a GenBank genome assembly. NCBI's taxonomy places the organism in Eukaryota, Metazoa, Chordata, Amphibia, Anura, Ranidae.